Suillus paluster is the source of this 4589-nucleotide messenger RNA. RefSeq lists its product as uncharacterized. The coding region runs from base 71 to 4582 and encodes 1503 amino acids. Gene Ontology annotation, cellular component: GATOR1 complex. Gene Ontology annotation, molecular function: GTPase activator activity. The transcript is spliced from 12 exons. The record is from RefSeq and is a predicted model, not a curated record. Gene Ontology annotation, biological process: negative regulation of TORC1 signaling; positive regulation of autophagy; intracellular signal transduction. Lineage: Eukaryota; Fungi; Basidiomycota; Agaricomycetes; Boletales; Suillaceae.
CGGAAAGAAGCCGUCUAGGCAGAAUACAGCUGCAGCCCAGUUGCAGUUGUAGAGAUGAGGGGAAAAGUCGAUGUCUCUCGUGCGAUCAGACAGUCAUGUACAACAAUUUGGUCGGAGGAGGUCCAAUACUGCACAAUCAAUUCUUCGCAAUCCCCCUGGAGCACCACCGCCACCUCUGAAGCUUAAGCUCGGAGAUGUCAAAGUUCUCAAUUCAUGGGUACACGACCCGAAGGAGUCGUCCACCGCCAUAUUGAAUCAAACAUGGUUGCCCGGUGUAGCAGAGGGAGAUAUGCUGCAAGUCUCGGGUUGCAAUGCAGGGGAUGCUGCUGCUGGGUAUCUGUUCAUGGUUCCAAAGGACGAAGGCUGCUCGAAGUCCGCGUUACAGAUUUCACUUCCAAAGAAUGUCGCAGACGCGUUUGGGAUAAAGAACAAUGGCGAAGUGACCGUCACGAAGGUGGACAAGCAGCAGUAUUGCGCAGAUUAUAUCGAAUUCACAUUUCAAGACCAAUAUCUUGGUCGAAAUGAGAUGUGGAGACUAGCCGAACACCUUGUAGGACAGUGUGUGUUUGUCGACCAAGACAUUUCCUUCAUAAGUGUGAUUGCCGCCAAGAUACAAUCUAUCUAUGUCAAGGGUCGAAAGGUAUCUGCAGGAUACGUUACUGCCACUACCAAAGCAAUGUACAGGUCUCUCUCCGCAAAGGUCACAAUCUUUAUUCAAGUCUGCCGUGAACUCUGGGAAUUCGCGGGAGAUGGCGAACGUUUCAAUGAGAAAAUCGUACACUCCUUUCUCCCUGCCCUAUUUGCCAAGUGGCGCGAGGCUGGCACGAAUCACACAGUGACUAUUGUGCUUAUCUCGAGGGUGUACUACGAUGCCUCCGAAUUAGAGUAUGCCGCAGGGCCUCUAAGACGGGAUGAAGACGGUCGAUGGUACAAGGAUUUCUACAAGGUUAUUACUGAUCUGGAGGUCAUCCAUGACUGGAAACCCACACUUGUGGCACUCAAAGUGUCCUUCUGGGCCUUCCAAAGGGACAUUUUACUCACCCACCACUACCACCAAGCCACUGUCGAAUCUACAGCACCGGAGCAAGCCAGACUUGUUGGCCAGCUAUCGGAUGCACAUGACGGACCUAUUUUGGAGGCUCUUAACCUGGGUCUCAACCCAAACGAAACGCACUACAUCGAUCGGUCGCUGUCAAACACUGGCGCGUCAACCAUCCUCAUCACCCCUGGUACAGGGUAUUACAAAGUAUCCAAACAAUUACUCCGAUUAACUACAACUCGCAUGCUAGACCAGGGCUUCGGUUUGGAUCUCGUAUCAUUAGCAAAACGUCCUCUACAUCAGACUCCUAUAUUCGCGUUCCAGGGAUACGAGCCACGCUUGGACAAGGACGGGAAGAAUGGCGGUCGAGCCCUAGAUCCGCUCUGGGGAGGUGACGAAGACCCAGACGAAACCAGGAGGUUGGAGAAGACUACGUUCUGGUGGGAACCAUUCUGGAUCGGUGUUUCCUUCUGGGAUAGGCAAAUGGAUCUACCUUUUCGCGAGGACAGGUUCGUUGCCAGAGCAAAAAUGCACGAGAUACAGAUGCUCGGGCUGCUUGAGCACGAUGUCCUUUCUGGCAUAGAGGUUCCAUACCUCCCAGAGAUACGUGAUCCGUACUCCACGCCGCCACGAGACAGCUUUGCGGAAGAUCGUGCUCCUACCCAAGCAGAUGCUGACCACGCUGACAUGGAUAUAUUCGUCUUGAAGAAAGAGUCCCGGCCCCUCGCCAGUACCCGCACUUCAUACGGCUCUUCUGCUGGGACUAUUAUUGCCUCAUCCUAUCGUUCAUCGAUCAUGAAUGAGAGACGGGGCCUAGCAUCACAACGCAGUUCGAUCGCGUCCACGCGUAUCGCACCGAUCGAAGAGAGCCCCAGAAGAAUCAUGAUGGAUCUACCUCCUGAAGGCAAUGAAGACGGGUCGCUACCCUCCGUGACCGGAUUCAACAAUGUUAGCACAUCUCCUUCGCAGUCCUCCAUACGUUCAGUAAGAACAAACGCAUCUAUUACAACAACCAGCCACGGAAAUGACCAGCAAUCGCGCAACACGAACUCUUCCCGUUUGGCCAAAAUUGCUACUUCUUGGUUCUACAAUCCUUUCCAGAGAAACUCGAAUGAAUCUCAGACACCUCCUGUUUCUGCUUCAUCAGUCAUAGGUCCUACCCCUCCCCCCACUCCAAGCAUGCGCGUCCCGAUCGCGUCGAAUCUCCCUGCUACACCUUCUGCUUCGCUUUCCCGCUCACCUCAGCCAAUGGCCAUAUUGCACGGUGCAUCUGGUCGAUUGGCUCUGAGCAGAACGUAUGAGGAAGAAAGCAUGAUUCCACCUCGAGGCUCCUUGAAUCGUCACUCACCAUUGAACACCCCUCCUCGUGAUGAAGGCACCUUUGGGAAGAGGCGCAGUACAACAUUGAACUCGCUAAACCUGCUCUUCUCGUCGUCAUCCCCAGUGGCUCCUCGCACCAAUCCAUCACGACCACAGUCUGCAGUCUCGUACGCGCAGUCGUCACUUGCCAGACGCUGGCAGCAUGUAUUUCCUACACCCACGUACAAGCAUGAGGUGAAGUGGAAGUCUAUGGUCACGCCAGGGUGCCUUCCGCUCACGAUGGACCACUUCCCCAGCAACUCGGAGCUGGAAUUGUCAUAUGAUGUCUUCUCGUAUGACUUUGUCGUCGAUCCAUCCGAGAUGCGCUCCUUCCUCGUGAAGCCGCCUUCUGUUCAGGGGAACACUGAAGAAGUGCGACGUGCGUGGGCACUCACUGUGAUGCGUGGGAUGGUCGCCGUUCGACUUGCACAAGGGUUCCAGUUUGUUCUACGACCACCUAAAACGGGUGAUGCUGAAGACCAUACUGCCAUGCGGCGGACGAAAUCUUUCAUGGGCGAGGAUGAUGCCUCCCCAAAGCCAGCUGGGGCAGCAGAAGUUCUCAGGUCUACCAACGUGCCUGUUUACUUGAGCAUGAGCAACGAGAUACAUCGGAUAUCUUAUACCGGCGAGGCGAUCCAGGUGAGGCGAUAUGUGAGAAGGAUGCCGCCGACACAACCCUUUGAGUAUGAGUGUCUCAUCUGGCCCAAGCUUGGGGUGGGGUAUACGGAGUUGAAGACGAAGUUCGUCUCACAUGGGCUGGAAAAUUUCGGCUGGAAUAGAUUGGACAUGCUGGUUGCUGGCUAUGAACACCAGUUUAAUGAAUCCUUGAGAUACUGGCGGACUCGAUUCGUGGUCAUUCCGACCGUUGUCCCCGAGGGUAACGUGGGCCCUUCUGGAGAGAAGCUUAAUGAAGAAGAAAUCAGGCUUAUGGGGAUCGACAAGCUUGCCGAAAUAUUCACAAAAUUGCGGUGGCAACCUCCGGAUGAACGUGGUUCACCCGUUGCACCCGUGCGCGUCCUUCCUACGACGCUCGGCCCCGUACACUCGGUCAUGGACGAGUCGCUGAUGGCACAACUCGACGAGAUACACGCCGCAGGACCGCUGAAGAAGAAAAUGCAGAGCACCAGGGAAAUCGCAGACACCUCUCUUUCGAUGGUUGCGAAACUCAUGCGUGAAGAGGAUGGCGUGCCGAUCAAGUUUCAUCAGUGGCAUGGGGCGAAAUAUCCUGAUUCUUUCACUGGGUUUGACUUUGUUUCGUGGCUUGUGCGCGAGUUCCGGGAUGUAUCGUCGAGAGAGCAAGGUGCUGAAUGGGGAGCGAGGCUCCUUGAACAAGGGUUAUUUUCUCACUGCCGAGGCCGCCAUGGCUUGCUUGACGGGCACUACUUCUAUCAGCUAAACGCUACUCCGAGAGGAGGAUGGAUCAAGCAAUCUCGUUACAUUGCGGAUGAGGUUGGCGUCACUAGACCAGGGGGAUAUUACCCAUCCAGUCUUAGUAGACCCAUUGGGACCGGUCCCAGGCGGAACAGGAAGUGUCUGAUCCUCAGCCAAACCAUGAUCAUCGACAUCGACCCCACGAAGCGGAGUGACCAGGCUGAAUCGGUAGUUCUUCACCACGACAUCAUUCAAAACCCUGGGACAAUCUUUCACUUCGAGUUGCAAUGGAUCGGAUCCACUGCUCGUUGCAUUGAAGACUCGCUUCGGCAAUGGAGUCGGGCGAUUGAGAGGUAUGGCCUCAAAUUGGUCGAGGCCUACGUCACGGAAAUCGGCGACAUCCGAGAACGCAACGCGUUCCAGUCUUGCUUCCCUUUGCGUUUGGUAAUACCACCACCCAUCGUUCCAGUCCUCGAUGUGGAAGCCACAAACCUAUAUCCGAAGGAUGUAGACGUCUCCUACUCUUAUCGCCGAGCACCAUUCAAACAUUCGCAAUUCAUACAUCGGUCAGGUGUCGCCUUUGUGCAAGUUAUAGGUGGUUCGCAGGGACUCCUGUUCCUGACUAACCGAUUGUUGGGUCCAGGUCGCAUGGGUAGUGCAAUGAAGAGUAAGGAACAGAGACCCGAAGCUGCGGCUGAAGAGAUUCGGAUAAAAUUAGAGAAGUUCUGCUCAGAUGAAGCCGUAUUGACGAAGUUUUAUGAUGAGGAGCUGGCUGCUCUUGGGCCAGACGACCCUCCACCACUUAGUAUAUGAUAUAUUU